GGCGGCAGUCCCCGGGAAGCGACGAGAGGGGGGCGCCCUGUCCCGCCGUUCCUCGGCGCUGUUCAGUCGCCAGUGCCGGGUCCUUGGCUUGUCUUUCGAUCCCUGAGGCCCCGUUACGUGCCGGGCUGGGGUGCGUCGCCUAGAGAGGACUGUCUUUGGGAUGAUGGUGACGCUUCGAGGGCUCUCCUACCAGGAUGGCGACCCUCACGGAUUCCUGGGAAUGAAGGGGGAAAGAGAGUGGAAACCAGGCGAGAUGGACGUGUUUCCUAAGUGCAUUUAUCCGUUUCGGAAAUGUUUCCUGGAACUACAGGAAAGAAGGCCCGCGGAGUCAAGCCGAAUGGCAGCUUUACACCACAGAAGUAUGAUGGAAGAAGCGCGCAGGGCGGUUCUAGGCGUCAGCCCGCCACGCGUCGUCAUGGGGAACAAGUCCUGCUGGGGCCUGGGAAGUCCUGCCGAUGUUCACUGCGGAUUAUUACAAGGACGGUCACAUUUAAUUUAACCCUCCCCGCACCCCGUGACCUGGGAACUGUCCUGUGCCCCUUGAACACAAAGGAGGCUGAGGCUUAGCAGGUUUCUUCGCGGUCCGGCUGAGGGCUGGUCAGCACGUUGCGGUCUCUGAAUGCGGCGCGAUUUCACAUCUAAGUUCCCUCGCCUCGUCCCUACAUUCCCAUUGCUCACUCGGAAUGGUGUCUGGUACAUCAUAGGCGCUCAAUAAAAUUCAGCAACGAUUAUUCCUAGAGAGUCAAUUUUAUGCGAAGAUGAUGGGAAAAUAUAUUGUUUUUAUCUUAAGACGUACAUGGUUCUUAGGUAUGGAAUGCAAAAUUCAAAUACUUUAUAAUAUUUAAUCAAUAAAAGAGACUUUGGACAUAUCUUAUGGUUGUCACAGUGCCCCCUUGGGCCUCCUGGCGUGGGAGUUCACUCUCCUUUGCCAAGAGGCAUUUUCUAAAAAGAACCCAGAGAAUCAUUUCUCAUUCCUUUGUCCUAAUUAGGCCUUUCUGAAUAUUUGUGUCCUUCCCAGGCUGGACCGAUGUCUUUCGUUUCUCCACUCUGGCUGGCUUCAGAACUUCUCAGCAUUCUGAGCACCCUUCCCCCGACCCUUUGUUAGUGUCACUGAAAACCUUGGUGUCCGCAGACUCCAUCCUCCUCCAGACCGGCCUGUGGUGAUGCAGCCUGAGAUGCCCCCCCACCCUUUGUAGCAGUUGCUUCAGGAAAAAAAUGUGUGAUUGGUUAAAUUUCCUAGCUUCCCCCUCUCCUCCCCCCAGAAUGUGUCUUUUAAUGCUGUAAUAGGCUGGGUGGUUUUUUUUAUGUGUUUUUUUGUAUGUUUGUUUUUAAGAAUGUAAAGGAACAACUGCAAUUCUCAAGGGGCUACUUAUAGACAUUUGUUUCAGUUCGGAUUUCUUCACCAGCAUUAAUAUUGAAAAGAUAUUGUGACCAGCAGGUUCACACUUAGUCACCAUAGAAGCAGCCUAGCACCUGUCGUGUUCAUCCAUUUGCUCCCUGCUUGGUGGUGUUACUGUUGGGGCGAUCUAAAAUCUAUAGUGGCCCCGGUGCCACUGAAGGGGUCCUCUGUUCUUUCCGCGGACCCAGUAAAGAAUUACAGAUCAGCGAGAUUUAGAAAAGGUUUCGCUGAAGAAACGUCUUAGGGAUUCAUCGCAUUUCUAAGAUUACUAUUUCCCAUUUGGAACUGUCAGACCUUCUUAGAAGAUAUAUUUUGGCGAUCAAAAUGAAAGACUUCUGCGAAGUUUUAGAACAGUUAUACAAGAAGGUACUUCUUGGAGCCACACUGGAAAAUGACAGUCAGGAAUACGUCUUUUAUCUCAACCCAGUAUUUUUGGAUCGAGACGACUCUACAGCCACCUCCUCAGAAUGUUCACACACUCUUGGUUUCCGGGACAAGUGUCAGCCAUCCUCUGUUAAUUGGGCCACCACCUCUGUAGCUCCCGUGUGUUUGAAGAGAUGCGCUCAAACGAGCAGUGCCCGAGAAAUACUACUCCUUCAGUUAACGGUGACCAAAGUGAUGCUAACCAGGAUACUGUCUGAGACCGAAUUCCAUGCAAAGGAUAAAUACAGAGAGAUCAUUCAAAUUCUCUUAAAAUCAUCUGACUUGGAUUCUAAAUUAACCGGUAUGUUCCAGAACUCGGAUAAAUUGUUAUCUCACAUGGCUGCAAAAUGCCUUGCCCUACUCCUGUAUUUCCAAUUGAAAGAAAAGAUAACAUUAAGUAAUUCUUGGGUUGCUUUUUGCCAUAAAAACCUUUCCGAAUACUCUGAAAGUGAUAAAAUAGUGUACUGCCUCUGGACUCUUGCUGUUGUAAUAAAAGAAAUCUUUAAAGAUACACGUUCACAAAAAACAGAAAUCUUAAAGCAGUUCCUGACACCUUUUGACAGUAUUUUUGAAGUCUUUUACGAUUCCUUAUUUUCUCAGCGUUUUGAAAACUGCCAGGAUACUACUAAAAUAGUAAACACCUUGAUAUGUUUCCUGGAGUUGCUUGAACUUCUUAUAGCCUCUAGAAUCCACCUGGCAUCACAGUUCACCUGCCAGAGGAUUGUAUUUUUGAAACCUUCUUGCGUGCUAGAUGUGAUUACCUGGCCCGUACAGGCUUUCGUCAAAAGGAAGUUCAUCAUAUUCAUCAAAAAGUGCCUUCUCUGUAAAGUGGGUGACGACCUCUGUCGGGGAUCUGUCCCUGCGUUCACGCCACCAGAUUGUCAUUUAAAUGUGGACAUGUUGGCCUUAGCUGACGCCGUCUUGCAGGCUGUGGACUUGGGCUUGUUGAGGACACUGUCUGUCCGUGGGAAACCGUCUCGCUUUGGAGGUGGCGAAGUUCCACCUGGAUCGGAGUCUGUCCCUGUUCCCGAUCACGUGACCCUUAGAGCUGCGAGCUUACUUGUCAUCAAAUCCUUAGAAAUCAAGUUUCAAAACUGUGCAUCAGCAAACGAAAUGAAAGUUGUUUUACAGAAGUUCAUGUCCGAGUUACUGACCUUCUUAGAGCCCCACCUCCAGCCCUCCCCGCUGUCACACGAUCCGUGCGAGUGGUUGUGUAGGGUCUUCCUAGAGCAAGACGACGACAUGGUCGAGGCUGCCAAAGCGACAGUGGGCAUCUACCUGAGACUGACCAGAGAACGUGAAGCUGUUGAAAGCUUGACCCAAGAAAAAGAAAAAUGGGACCAUCACACACAUGAAAAUGGCUACAAUCCACACUGUAUUUUCUUAUUCUUUUUAAAAAAUGUAGGGUUCGAUGCUACCGUUCUUCUUGACUUUCUGAUUUCCUCAGAAACCUGUUUUCUUGAAUAUUUUGUUAGAUAUUUAAAAUUACUGCAGAAAGACUGGGAUAAAUUUUUCACCAUUUGCAAGUCCUUCGAUGUCACUGAAUCUAACGAUAGCAUAAAUAUCUGUGGUCGUGUCUCCUCACUUGUCCAAGACAGAAGCAGCAGCCGAACAGAACCUAGUCCUUGGGCUGCUCGUGGCAGUCACAGGAAUGCUUGUGCUUCGGCCUCGUGGCCUUCUGAUGCUUCUUCUGAACCACCAAACCAGGUCGUGAUGUCCAAGGAGACCCAAGCCACACUCCAGGCUGACGGUCAGUCUCUUCCUCAAGCUUCUCAAAGUCUGGUAGAUUAUGACAGUUCUGAUGAUUCUGAAGUAGAAUCCAAAGACCCAUGUUCAGCAAAUAGUAAAGAGACAUCUUUAUACCAAGAAGCAAUGAAGAAAAUUCAGGACACUGUUGGAAUAAGUAAGAAUAAAAAAGAACUUAGCCCAGAGCUUCAGUCAAGACCUCUGGUUCCAAAAGCAUCUAAUAAUCCCUUCUCUGUCGAUUGUGAUAUAGUCCCAAAUAACACUGACUCCAAAGUGGGAACAGCUUACAGAACAGUAAAAUGCUUCGAAGAGCUACAAGGUGCCAUUCACCGUUUGCAGAAGAAAAAUCUUUUUCCAUAUAAUCCAACAGCACUAAUGAAGUUGUUAAAACAGACUGAGGCGAUGUAUAAUAAAACUGUGAAUCCUCUGUAAAACAGUGGCAAUUUAUUUCCAGGGACUGUUUUUCCCCAAUGUAGAUUGUGCCUUAUGAGAUAAAUAGUAAAACAAACAGACGAAAACCUUAAAAGAGUUUUCCAAAUUGUCUUUCUCUUUGGCUGUUGGAGGCAGCUCAGUGACUGAAAGAGAUAGCAAAUGAGCAACCACUUGAUAGAGUUUCACACAAUUUACCGUAGUUCAAACGUGCAGAAAUUUGGGAUGGUUACUGUAUCCAUUUGCUAACGCUGCUAUAACAAAUUACCACAAACUGGUGGCUGGAAACAACAGAAAUCGUCUCCCAGUCCUGGAGGCUGGAAGUCCAACAUCAAAACGCCAUGCUUUAUCUCCAGACUGCAGGAGACAGUCCUCCGUCGCCUCUUCCUAGCUCCUGGCGACUGCUGGCGACCUUCGGCGUGCCUUGAUCUGCAGCUGCCUCACGCCAGUCGCUUUCCUCCGUGGUCGCGUGAGGUCUGCUUUCCCUGUGUGUGUAUCUGUAUCUAGUUUCCCUCUUAAAAAGACGCCAGUUGUUGGACUCGGGCCCACUGUCAUACAGCAUGAGCUCAUCUUAACUUGAUUCUGUGCACAAGGACCUUAUUUCCAAAUGAUGUCACAUUCACGGGUUCUGGGUGGACGUGAAUUUGGGGGGACACUAAUACGGUGCAAUUAUUAUUUCUUCCUGAGUUAUUUACAUGUAUUAUGACGUAUAAAAGAAUAGGAAUCUUAGUAGAUUUUUUAAAGAGGUAAUUAGCUAUGUAUAUAUGUAUACGGUCUGUGAAUGGGCUAAUCUUUAAAAAAAAAAUUUUUAAUCACUGUAAUUUUCCUGUUUAAAAAUCUGAAGUGUUGUCCUUAAAAAUUUGUUGUAAAUGAUCCUUUUGAAGAGAAAUAAUGAAGAAGACAACUUACCAGAUAUUAAAGACUGCGGUUAUCAAAACAGGUUGGUACUCAUUCAGGUAGACGUGAAAGAUCAGUGGAACUAAACAGAAGCUUGCUAAUUUAAAAUAACGAUGAGAUGCUAAUAAUGUCAACCAAAGGGAAACGCAGGAGUCAGAAACUUGGCUGACAAUUAGUAUUUAUUGGGUUAGUUUAUAUAUCAAUUAAAAAGUAUGUCGAAGAAUAUCUAUUCAAGGGUGGUCAGCGCCACUUUGCAGAAACAAAAGACUAGAAAUAUCCGGUUAAAUAUAACGUGAACUCAGUAGAAUACUGUGGACACGUGGAAAGGAGGAGCUGUGUCCAUGUUUACAGAAAUCAGACAUCUGCAGUGAAAAACAAACAUAACUGGGCUUCCACCUGUUUAAGAAAAGGAGGGAGCGCAAGUGUAACAGAUUUAUAUAUGUUUUUGUGUGUUCGUAAAAUCUUUUUAUAAGACUAUACGAGAAAGUCCUAAUCGUGGUUGCCUUGGGAAAUAGAUCUGAAGUAAAUUUGACCUCGUAAGGCUUUUUAA
Messenger RNA from Pteropus alecto (black flying fox), 5444 nucleotides. RefSeq names its product lines homolog 1 (gene LINS1). The transcript has 10 exons. Lineage: Eukaryota; Metazoa; Chordata; Mammalia; Chiroptera; Pteropodidae. The record is from RefSeq and is a predicted model, not a curated record. Bases 1724 to 4000 code for a protein of 758 amino acids.